Messenger RNA from Chironomus riparius, 862 nucleotides. Lineage: Eukaryota; Metazoa; Arthropoda; Insecta; Diptera; Chironomidae. The record is from the annotation of a GenBank genome assembly.
GUUGAUAUCAAAACAUAUCGAACAGAAUAGAACUAAAAUAAAAUUUCCUCAUUUUUCAAUUUUUACCUUUUAUUCGUACUCAUAUCCAUGAUAUACAUAUGGGGUCCUUCUAUUGCCACCAUAUAAGUGAAUGCAGCACGAGCAAUAGAGAUGGACAGAAAGGAAGUUAGUGAAAUUUUAUUGAAGGCACGUGAGACGAUUGAGUCAUGUGAUAAGACAAUAAAUGAAGUAAGGGAAGUGCAUCGUCGAAGUGCAGAAGAAUUAAGACGUAUGUCGGAUGUGCUAAGUUUUGGACAUUUUAGAUUCUCUGUUGAUCCAAUUCCAAUUGAUAAAAAAGAUAUUGGCCAUGGUGUUAGUAAGAUCUCACUGGGACAGGAACCUCCAGUGCAAGAGGAAAUUAAAGAGAAGAAUAAAUCACGUAAAUCGAGAAUGUUAGCAGCAAUGCUGAAGCGAAAUUCAACUGCAACUUAUGAUUUAUCGUCUCUGACGUAUUCCACUGAACGGAUAAAAAAGGAUGAGAUGUUUAAACGUGAGGAUGCCAAAAUUAAACCAUCGCCAUUGAUUCUCGUGGAUAAAAAUCAUGAAACAAUUGGAAAUGCAGCAACAACAAAAGCACAAGAACGUCGACAAGCGUUUGGCAAAUCGAAUAUGUCGCGUCUUCAGAAGACUCGUUAAUUGAACAACGAACCAUGAUGACUUCUACAUCUCAUCCCACGCGAUACUUACCAAAAUAUUUUCUCCUCACUGCCAUUUUUUUGUUAUGCACAAUUCUUUUUUGGCUAUGAACUGAUAAAAAAAUUUAAUGAUAAUAAAAAUUUAUAAAUUAUUAGCGACAUCAGACGAAUAAAUUUCUUGUUCUGGC